Messenger RNA from Uranotaenia lowii, 681 nucleotides. It is a transcript of the gene blp, whose product is annotated as mitochondrial import inner membrane translocase subunit Tim16. The record is from RefSeq and is a predicted model, not a curated record. The transcript is spliced from 2 exons. Lineage: Eukaryota; Metazoa; Arthropoda; Insecta; Diptera; Culicidae. The coding region runs from base 210 to 617 and encodes 135 amino acids. Gene Ontology annotation, cellular component: TIM23 mitochondrial import inner membrane translocase complex. Gene Ontology annotation, biological process: protein import into mitochondrial matrix.
UGUCAAAUAAAAUAGCGAUCAUGCGGUGUUCGUGAUGUUUUGAAAUGCCGAUUUAUUUUUACGUUGUGUAACAUCAAUAUUUUGCUGUUUGGUGGUAGCUCGAAAUGAUCGAUAGUUUAAAAAAGUACUAGGGAAACAAUCUUUGAAACUGGUGUUAAAUCCUUUUGUAGAUUAAGAAAACUACCGUCUACCCGUUCGAACAGUUAAAAAUGGCAAAAUACAUCGCUCAAAUAAUCGUUCUGGGCACUCAAAUAGUUGGGCGAGCCUUGGCUCGGGCUUUGAAACAGGAAAUUGCAGCUUCCCAGGAAGCAGCCAAACGAGCCGGUGGCGGGCAGCAGGGUCAGAAUCGGGUGGCGGCUAAUUUGAGAACUGGCAUGACCUUAGAGGAAGCUCAGCAAAUCCUUAAUGUGUCUAAGCUAGAUCCCGAGGAAAUACAGAAGAAUUAUGAACAUUUGUUUAGUGUCAAUGAAAAGGCAAAGGGAGGUUCGUUCUAUAUACAAUCCAAAGUAUUUCGCGCAAAGGAACGGAUAGACCAAGAAUUCCAAGCCAAUAAACCACCGGAACAAGGUAAUGCUGAGCAAAGUUCUGCUGAUUCUAGUGAUCCAGGGCGUAAAUAAAAACCAUGUUAAUUUCCUUAAAUAAUUUAGAGUUUAUCGGAUAAAACGCUUAUGAAAUGGAUAA